Molecule: messenger RNA, 690 nt
Organism: Pangasianodon hypophthalmus (striped catfish)
Lineage: Eukaryota; Metazoa; Chordata; Actinopteri; Siluriformes; Pangasiidae
Product: cytochrome b-c1 complex subunit 6, mitochondrial
Exons: 4
Coding region: 116-424 (102 amino acids)
Biological process (GO): mitochondrial electron transport, ubiquinol to cytochrome c
Source: RefSeq, a predicted model, not a curated record
AAGCUAAUAAACUACUUCCGGUGAAUUUCUAGCAACUUCCUGCGUGUGACCUCCACUUGCGGAGUGCGCGAUUAAAAAGUUAUUUCUCGCCUUGAAACUUUUAUAAACUUUAAUCAUGGUUCAUGAAAGGGAAAUGAUCACACACGGAGAUCCUGAGGAUGAAGCUCCAGCAGAGGAGGAGGAGCCGGAGGAGGUGGAGGAGGAAGAAGAGGAGGAAGAGGAAAUGGUGGACCCGUUAGAGACGGUGAGACAGAAGUGUGAGGAGACGGAGCACUGCGUACACACACGGCACAGGCUGGAGGCGUGUGAAGCUCGUGUGAACUCGCGGUCACACACACAGGAAGACUGCACUGAGGAACUGUUUGACUUCCUGCAUGCACGAGAGCACUGUGUUGCACACAAGCUCUUCAGUUCAUUAAAAUGAGUUACACUACACCCUGCCUCACUGUUACAUACACUUUAAUCAGGAAGCAUCUUUAUCUGUGACAAAUUAAAAUUGUACAUGUCAGUAUGAAUAAAAAUUUAUGGACAUUAAAUUUUUUUAAUAAGCAAAUUGUACUGUAUUUCCAAUUUAUUCCAUUAGCCCACUUUAUGGUAAAGUUUCCUUUACACAAAUUGUUUAGCUGGAAACACACCUGAAUAAAUAUCGCAACUUGUCUAAAGAAAUAAAAAGCAGAAUAUUAACAUGUA